This is a messenger RNA of Episyrphus balteatus (marmalade hoverfly), 534 nucleotides long. Its product is annotated as protein CEBPZOS-like. The record is from RefSeq and is a predicted model, not a curated record. Bases 298 to 525 code for a protein of 75 amino acids. Gene Ontology annotation, biological process: mitochondrial respiratory chain complex III assembly. The transcript has 3 exons. NCBI's taxonomy places the organism in Eukaryota, Metazoa, Arthropoda, Insecta, Diptera, Syrphidae.
AUCCUUUUCGGUGUUGCAGGUGAAUUUUUCCGAUAGUUUUUUUUUUGUUUCUGGUUUUUUAGAAACAAAUAUAAUUUAUGGAAAAAAUAUAAAAGUUUCUGCAAUCUAAAAUAUACAUUUUCGUCAAUACAUGAACACAAAUUUCCCAUUUGUCCUCGAUUACUACUACAAAAUCGGAGAAACACUUGGCGACAGCAAUAUUCGUUCAAUUGACUCAACAUAUUGGCGAGCAGAAGCUAAAAAAUCAGAAUAACUUCACCAUCACGAUCUUCAUAACCGAUUCUACGAAUUCAAUUAAUGGCUUCUAAUCCAUAUGUUAAAUCUUUAAUAUGGUUGCUAUCACUAGGCGGUGUUGGUUACGCUCUCCUCAAAAUAACCGAACCAUCUGAAGCAAAGCUACAAGAAAUCCGAAAAUCAACACCUGUAUCAUCUCUCACCGAACAGGAAAAACAAAAGAUCCUCUUUUUGAGAAAACUCAAACAAGCUGCUGAAGAAAAACCCGUCUAUCUUGCAAAGAAAGAUUAAACACAAAAA